AUGAGCGGGAGCGGCGCCCCCGGGCCCGGCGCGGCGCCCUGCCGCUUCGCCCACUACUUCGUGCUGUGCGGCAUCGACGCGGAGAGCGGGCUGGAGCCCGACGAGCUGGCAGUCUUGUACAAAUGGCUAGAAGCAGAUCUCCAUGGCAAGAGCUCAGAUACUGCAGACAAAACCUCAGGAGAGAAUUUCGACCAGAGUCCCUUAAGAAGAACCUUCAAGUCCAAAGUUUUGGCCCAUUAUCCUCAGAACAUCGAGUGGAACCCCUUCGACCAGGAUGCCGUCAACAUGCUGUGUAUGCCCAAAGGGCUGUCUUUCAGGACGCAGGCAGAUAACAGAGAUCCGCAGCUCCAUUCCUUUAUCAUCACCAGAGAAGAUGGCUCUCGUACAUACGGGUUUGUGCUCACGUUCUACGAGGAGGUCACGAGCAAGCAGAUCUGCACAGCCAUGCAAACGCUCUACCAGAUGCACAACGCAGAGCAAUACAGCAGCGUCUGCGCCUCCUCCUCGUGCAGCAUGGACUCCCUGGCCAGCAGCAUCGACGAGGGUGAUGCCACUUCCCUCGCCAAGCUCCAGCGGUACAACUCCUACGACAUCAGCAGAGACACGCUGUAUGUCUCCAAAUGCAUAUGCCUCAUCACCCCUCUGCCCUUCAUGCAAGCCUGCAAGAAGUUCCUGAUCCAGCUGUAUAAGGCGGUGACCUCCCAGCAGCCGCCGCCUCUGCCCCUGGAGAGCUACAUCCACAACAUCCUCUACGAGGUGCCCCUGCCGCCCCCGGGGAGGUCGCUGAAGUUUUAUGGGGUUUACGAGCCCAUCAUUUGCCAGAGACCUGGGCCCAACGAGCUGCCGCUCUCUGACUACCCACUGCGGGAGGUCUUCGAGCUGCUAGGCCUGGAGAACCUGGUCCAGGUUUUCACCUGUGUUCUUCUGGAGAUGCAGAUCCUUCUGUACUCGCAAGAUUAUCAGCGUCUGAUGACGGUAGCAGAGGGGAUCACGACGCUGCUGUUCCCAUUUCAGUGGCAGCAUGUGUAUGUCCCUAUCCUUCCUGCCUCCCUCCUGCAUUUUCUGGAUGCUCCCGUUCCCUACCUGAUGGGGCUGCAGUCUAAGGAGGGAACUGACCGCUCCAAGCUGGAGCUGCCUCAGGAGGCAAACUUGUGUUUUGUAGACAUCGAUAACCAUUUCAUCGAACUACCAGAGGAAUUCCCCCAGUUCCCCAACAAGCUGGAGUUUAUCCAGGAAAUCUCCGAGGUUCUCCUGCAGUUUGGGAUCCCGCCAGAGGGUAACCUGCACUGCAGUGACAGUGCCACCAAACUCAAGAACCUGGUUCUUAGUGACUUGGUGAACGACAAGAAGAAUGGGAACAUCCCUGGCAAUGCCCUCAACAUGUACGAGCUACUGAAAGGCAACGAGACGAUCGCCCGCCUGCAAGCCCUUGCCAAGAGAACGGGCGUGACGAUGGAAAAAAUGACCAUUACGGCUCCCCUUGCGGAGAAGGAGAAGGAUGGGAAAUUGCCGUGUGAGGAGGUGGAGCUGCGGGACUACAAAUUGAAUGUGCAGCUUCGCGAGGUUUUCGCCAACCGCUUCACGCAGAUGUUUGCAGACUACGAGGCUUUCGUCAUUCAGGCUGCCCCUGAUAUGGAGUCAUGGCUGACAAACAGGGAACAAAUGCAAAACUUUGACAAAGCUUCCUUCCUUUCGGACCAACCCGAGCCUUACCUCCCAUUCCUUUCACACUUCAUCGAAACACAGAUGUUUGCAACCUUCAUAGACAAUAAGAUAAUCUCCCAGUGGGAAGAGAAGGACCCUUUACUGCGAGUUUUUGACUCCCGAAUUGAGAAAAUAAGGCUAUAUAACGUAAGGGCCCCUGCGCUACGGACAUCCAACUAUCAGAAAUGCAGCACAUUGAAAGAAGCAGGUCAACUGUCUAUUCAGCGUCUAGUUUUGGUAGAUAUUGUGGCACCGGAACCUCAUUUUCUGUCUUGUGAAAAGCAGCAAACUGAUACCCAAUCCAUCGAGCAGCGGCUGAUGAAGAUUGAUCACACAGCCAUCCACCCGCACUUACUUGAUAUGAAGAUCGGUCAAGGGAAAUACGAACAAGGAUUUUUCCCAAAGUUGCAAUCGGAUGUCUUGGCAACAGGACCCACCAAUAACAACCGCUGGGCCAGUCGCAGCACGACCACGCAGCGGAGGAAAGACCGCCUGCGGCAGCACUCAGAGCACAUCGGGCUGGACAAUGAUUUGAGGGAGCCAUCGGAGGAGCUUUUGCUUCGUCAGAACUCAAUGGCCUUCUGGGAGUGGGAUCAGGGACCACCCCCUCCUGCACGGCCUCCUAAAAAAUCCUUCUCUGAAUGCUGCCUGAAAUACAUGCAGGAGGCGAGGAGUUUAGGAAAAAAUUUAAGGCAGCCCAAACUCUCAGACCUCUCUCCAGCUGUGAUUGCACAGACCAACUGGAAAUUUGUGGAAGGGUUACUGAAGGAAUGUCGCAUGAAGACUAAACGCAUGUUGGUAGAGAAGAUGGGCCAUGAAGCAGUCGAGCUGGGGCAUGGAGAAGCCAACAUAACAGGUCUGGAGGAAAAUACGUUGAUUGCUAGUCUCUGUGAUCUGCUAGAAAGAAUCUGGAGCCAUGGUCUGCAGGUCAAGCAGGGGAAAUCUGCUUUGUGGUCCCAUUUACUUCAGUACCAGGAGAGAGAAGAGAAGCAAGAGCAUAGUGCAGAGUCCCCAGUUGCUGUUGGAACAGAAAGACGAAAGUCUGAUACAGGAAUUACUCUGCCUACUUUGAGGGUUUCCCUGAUACAAGAUAUGAGGCAUGUUCAGAACAUGAGUGAGAUAAAGACUGAUGUGGGGCGAGCCCGAGCCUGGAUAAGGCUUUCUCUGGAGAAGAAGCUUUUGUCUCAGCACCUGAAGCAGCUGCUUUCCAACCAGGCACUUGCCAAGAAACUUUACAAGCGUUACGCUUUCCUGCGCUGUGAAGAAGAACGGGAACAGUUUCUGUAUCACCUGCUCUCACUCAAUGCUGUGGAUUACUUCUGCUUCACAAGCGUCUUCACCACAAUCAUGAUCCCUUAUAGGUCAGUGAUAAUUCCCAUCAAAAAACUAAGCAAUGCAAUAACCACAUCAAACCCGUGGAUUUGUGUGUCGGGAGAACUAGGAGAUACAGGUGUAAUGCAGAUUCCUAAAAACCACCUAGAAAUGACAUUUGAGUGCCAGAAUUUGGGGAAGCUGACGACUGUUCAGAUUGGUCAUGACAACUCAGGGCUACUAGCCAAGUGGCUGGUUGAUUGUGUCAUGGUCAGAAAUGAAAUAACAGGACACACGUACAAGUUUCCCUGCGGGCGGUGGCUGGGAAAGGGCGUUGACGAUGGCAGUUUGGAGCGAAUACUCAUUGGAGAGCUGGUGUCUUCCACGUCUGACGAAGAACUGGGAAAGCAGUGCCGUACCCCACCCCAGCAGAAAUCUCCUACCACGGCUCGACGACUGAGCAUCACUUCCCUCACAGGGAAAAACAGCAAGCCUAAUGCGGGACAGAUCCAAGAGGGAAUCGGGGAAGCCGUGAACAAUAUUGUGAAACACUUUCACAAGCCAGAGAAAGAGAGAGGGAGCCUUACCAUUCUGUUGUGUGGAGAAAACGGUCUGGUCGCAGCACUGGAGCAGGUCUUCCACCAUGGAUUCAAAUCGGCUCGCAUUUUUCAUAAGAAUGUCUUCAUCUGGGAUUUCAUAGAGAAAGCUGUUGCUUAUUUUGAAACCAGUGACCAGAUUGGAGACAAUGAGGAGGCCCUUUUGCUUCAGAGAUCUUCAUGCAAAACCUUCUGUCAUUAUGUGAAUGCCAUCAAUACAGCUCCAAGGAACAUUGGAAAGGAUGGCAAAUUCCAAAUUCUGGUUUGCCUGGGGACAAGGGACCACUUGCUCUCUCAGUGGAUCCCAUUGCUGGCAGAGUGCCCACCCAUCACAAGGAUGUAUGAGGAGAACGCUCUCCUACGGGACCGCAUGACUGUCAACUCCCUUAUUCGAGUCCUACAGACAUUGCAAGAUUUCAACAUUAUCCUAGAAGGAUCGCUCAUUAAAGGAGUGGAUGUUUAGCAUGGCUUUGCUGAGAACUUCAUUAUUCCUUUCCCAAGCAAGCAAACCACAAUUGGAGACCUGUCAGGACUUGAAUGCAAUGGUAGUGCACCACUGUAAGGCAAAGCUGCCGGUUGAAGCGGGAGUGGGAAGCCCAGUUUGUGCCCGAUGGGGACUGUCCUCUAAAGCUGCAGAAAGCUAAGAUGCAGUAUUGUAGUUUAUUUGAAACAGAAAUUUAGUAUAAAAUAGAGUAUUUUCAUGUGUUAGAUGUGUGUAAAUAUGCUAUCUUCUUUAAGAAAUUAUAUUACUCUAAGAAAUUUUUCUUAGACUGAAUGUUCUUGUUCUGACUAUGAGUAGCUUAAACCCAGGGGAAGGACUGGGGGGAGGGAAGGACCGGGGUGGGAAGGGAUGCCACUACUUGCUUGCAAGGAAGAAGCCAAUCAAUGUGUAAAUACAGCGCAAACUCAGCAGGGCUUUUUUCAGGUAUUGCAAAUUAAUACAGCAAAUAUCCUUACGUAGCCAUUGUGGUUGUCUCACUCUUGGAAGUGUUGCAAGCAUAUGCUGUUUUACCCUACUGAACAUUGGUCUCUCUUAGUUUUUUGUUUGACUCAACCCUUUCCAUGCACGGAAGUUGUAAGUCAUCAUCUUUGUCUUGUAAGGUCUUUUGUGUCACUUCUGUUGAUCUCCAGAAGGGGAGACAAGUGUUGAAAUGCUUAAACACUGCACAGGAGGACUACUGUUAGCCUCGGAGACUGAGAGUAUAGCCUCGGAGACUGAGAGUAUGAGAGACCUGUUUAAGCAGUUUUGCUGCAGCUUGAGAUGGGGAAUGAUGACUUGCUUGACUCAGUGUGUCCCUUGCCUGUCUAGAUGUUCUGAUGAUUCCCCCUCAACCUCAGCCAGUUUGUGUUGUGGAUGACCUUUUUUUUUUUUUUCUUCUCUCUCCAUGUUGAGGAAUUUGGUUCAUACCAAAUUCUUGCUGUACUUGAGAAGAAUCAUUGCUGUAGAGCCACAAACACCGAUGUUGCUGUGCUACUGAACUGUAUCAGCUGGUUUUGAAAUGCUGACAGGUUAUGAGUCUUCCUUUAUCCCUCAGAAUGAGUGUUCCUAGGAAGUACAGGAUGCUUGAUUACUUUUUUUUUCAAUUGUCCAGCUACAAAAAAAAAAGGAGGAAAAAAAAAGAAUCUCAUUUUAGUAUUUUGAGGCUCCUCUCCUACACUCUUUCCAGUUAAUGUGUUAGUAAUACAGCAUGUAUAUACAGAUGAAGCUCUUGAAGAGGAACUGGGAGCAACUGAAAUCCUGUACGCUAAAAAUCUAACAAGAGAUUACAUGAAAAUCAUCUUGCGGAUACCAUGCAGCAAAUACGGAAUGUAUUUUCCGUUCUUGUGGAUGGGAGUUGGAAGGAUCUGAGGGCAUAGUUAGCUUCAUCUGCUUUUAGGUUUCGGAGGUUAGUUUAAAUAUGAGUGUUUGUUUUUACUUCUUUAUUUCCUAUGAUCUUGGCCAUUUUGUCAGUGGAUUUCUGUGGAUGUCUCACUGUCCGCUGUGGCUUGGGAAAGGCCCCGAGCUGGUACUGUAAGUGUGUUGCCUUGCACUGUGCUCUUAAGUGGCAUUAGGAGGGACUUGGGAAUAGUGGGCAGUAGCAGGUCUCAGUAUAGUGUGCACGUGGUGAAGAAAGGGAUGAGAGCUAAGGAAAAGGAAAGAGGAUGAAAAUUAGGGUUUGCUUUCUCACCUUUUGUCAAGCUUCUCUACUUUCCUGUGGUCCUUCUGCUGUCCAGUUUUUCUAACAGCACUCACUUUAGUGUCAAAGUUUCAUGUCAUAUUCCCAGCCAGAAGAAAACUCUUCGUGUGACUUUCUUUCAUUAGAAGGGAGAGUUUUAUGUUAUAUUUUUCAUUUCUAAGAAAGAAGUAAAAUAACACUGUCAGGGAGUCGUCGACUUUAAUGAGGGUUCCAGCUGUUAAUAACUGUUCUUUCCUCCUGGGCUUGCACUUCCUUAAACUGACUAAACUCACCCCAAAUACUGUAGGCAGCACUGCCAUGUCACUACUGCGGGUGUGGGUAACUAACGUAAAGGCUGUGAAUGGUGUCAUGAGUUAGUAGCCAGAGCCCACGGCUGUGUAACAUCUCUCUUACGUUUCCAGAAAUGGGAAAUUUGGGGUGUUAGGGUUUUCUGUGUGGCCAGGCAAGUCUGCUUAAAGUCAGCAGAAGAUGCAUGACAACCCUUCAGCAGCAACUGAAAAUGCAUCCCUAGUAUUUAAGUCUAUCAAUAAAUUACACAUUCAGCACCAGAAACCAUAUGGCAGCAUUAUUUGGUAAUGACUGCUUAGGAUGUUUUGAUUUCUAUUACAACUCAGGCCUUUUCUGUCUAAUGACUGCUAUACAUGAUUUUUUCACGCCCAACCCAGUCUAAGUGACUUUCAUUUUACUGCAAUAAUAACCUCUUUAGUCCUUGGAUUUCUUCGCAGCAUCGUCUGCAUUUGCUAGCUGGAUACUGCUCAAAAGUACACUGCUGCAUCCUUCUCCAAAGACUAUUUAUGACUUAAGCAGUCGUAACAUUCAUCUGACAUGACACGGGUUAAGUGCAAGCAGGAUAAAGUAGAAAUGUGGGCACCUCUAAAGGUCAAGCGUAGAUGAAUAAACCACACACAGAGAAAAGGGCAAUAACUACAUAAAGUCUUUCUUAAGUUAAAAUAAGUCAAAACCUGAGAAAUUUUAAAAUUCAGAACAGGGCCUUCCCCCAUUUCAAACUACAUUAAGGAAGCUUUAGCACUUAACUUUAACACAACUUCACAUCAGCUUUUUCAGCAAGUGUUGACUUGUUUGGUUUUGUCAGGUUUCACAUCACAUUAAUACUAAUACAAUAAAAAUAAUAUAUGUCUAAUAUUUCCUUGUAGGCAAUAAAGCACCCUAAGUUAUGUUGAAAGGGGCACAGCUGAGUGCCUCAGAUUCCUAGAAGACUAGUUAUUUGACAACCUUGGGAGUAUGGUUCUUUGUAGUGGAUUUUUAUUCUGCCAUGUAUGAUCUUUUUUUUCAGUAGACUACUUUUGUUUAUUGAAAACUGUGAGGUUUUUUCUUUAAGAUUUACAGAAAUCAUUCUACCCACUAGAAUGGUGAGAAACCCAUCAGGAUUCUUCUAAGCUAACACAGUUUUCACUUCAGUGUUAAAGCACCUUCUUUGGUUGCGAAAGGGAAUCUUGGAAAAGACCAAAGCUCUCUGGUAUCUGCUUUUUAAAAAAAAAAAAUUCCUAUCCAAUACCCAUCUGCAGAUGUCUGAGUUUGCAUAAUCGUGUUAUACUAACAUCCAGCAUGGUAACUUGAGGGAGUCAGAGAAUCAAAUGCCUCACUAUGUACAAAAUGUGUAUUUAUAAUUCUCUGAAAUGAAUGAAAUUCUACUGUUUAGUGAAAAAUCUACUCAUGUUUAUUCCAAGUUGGUUUGUGUAAUUAGAUAUCAUUGUUCAAAAAUGUCUUUCUAGAGUAGUUGCGCAAUGGCGUAUUUGAGAAAAUUCCUUCUUUCAAUCAAAUGAAGGUGCGCAUCUUGAGGGGAGAUAUUGUAUGUUACAAUUCAAAUGUACAGAUGUGCCCUGUAUAGCUUAAAAUGAUCCUUAAAUGUCUCCAUUAAGUAUAUUUUGUCUUUACAUUAUUACUAACUGAAUAAGAACUGGAUUAUUUUCAAGAUGACAUUGGUAAAAGUAUUGUUAUAUCAAGCACUUUAACAUACAUACCACAAACUGACAUGGGUUUUUCAGGUUUUGAAGUACAUUGAAAUACAGCUUUUCAUGCUAUGUCCUUUACAAAUAAAACUGUGAGAAUAAUG
Molecule: messenger RNA, 7862 nt
Organism: Gavia stellata (red-throated loon)
Lineage: Eukaryota; Metazoa; Chordata; Aves; Gaviiformes; Gaviidae
Gene: DENND5B
Product: DENN domain containing 5B
Exons: 24
Coding region: 1-4074 (1357 amino acids)
Molecular function (GO): small GTPase binding; guanyl-nucleotide exchange factor activity
Source: RefSeq, a predicted model, not a curated record